AGAGGCUAAAGUGCAGGGGAAAAAAAACCUCUAGAAAACAGGAGGUGAAAUUUCGUCCCCACAUCCCGCCCUAUACAUUUCUACCCCGUGCUAUUUAUUCCAUAUUCACGCUCCAGCUUAGAUUCUACGCCUACUGAUAUCUGCUACACCAUGGAUAACCGCUCCACACACUCGCAGGAAGACUCUGGUGCGCCUACGGUCCCAGAGUACAACCGCGAUGAGGCAACCCAUGUCGAAGAAAAGAUCGAACAGCUUACGCUCGAUGAAAACUCACCUGACCUGAAGAUCCCGCCGGGAUAUAGCGCUAACGAGUAUUGGGAUGUGCUUCCAUCAUUCCAGAUGUACCAGUCGAUCCUUCGCAGACAUCUCCAGAACAUCAACCACGACGUCAACGACGAACUCGACAGUAACCACAGCUCGGUCCAGGACCCAGAUGAGCAGGAUAACCACUCGAUCACCGACGCCCCGCCAGACUAUCCCGUGGUCGGGCCGCCUUCCGCGCCAAUGUUGGGCCCUACGGUGGGCAGUUCCAAUGCCCGAAUCACCACGACUGACAUCCACAACCAGCCCUUUUCGCCCCAACUCACCCCAACCACCUCCAGAGCCCACGUUCUGGCCCUUGGUGGCCUCUCAGACCCCACAACCCCAGCAGCCGACCCCAACACCCAAUCUACGUUUGACUCUGUCAUCGACAGCGUAGACUCCUUGAAACGUGUCACCUUUUCACCCAUCGACGUGCAAAUCUUUGUGACGAAGCAGAUCCCCAAGCCGCAAACCGCAAGCCCCAGCGCGGGUAACGAUCCGAACCUCGAGAACAAGCUCAAGGAGUACACCAAUGCAGAUUUUGUCUACGGCUACAUCAUCAUCCACAACACAUCCACGAAGCCGAUUCCGUUUGAGAUGUUCACUGUGAGCCUCGAGGGCACGGAGGUGAUUACCUCGCUGAGCAGACCGGUCAAGUUUGUCAAGAAGUUUUUGAGAAUGUUCGACUUGAGCGCGUGCUGGUCGUACGACACGAUCAUCAACUCGCUUGGGAUCGAGUAUGAGCACUUUUCCAAGGACUCCACUGAUCACUCAAUCUACCUCGGACUUCCGGACAACCGUAUCUUAAAGCCUAACACCAAGUACAAGAAGUUUUUCACCUUCAAGUUUCCCCAGAGCUUGCUCGACAACACGUGUCCGCAUAUUGAUCAGCUCCAGCACUACUACCUCCCUCCAUCCUUGGGCUUGGAUAAGUCCUUGGUAGCCCAGGCAAACAAGGACCUUGAUGUCAGCGGGUUAGUGCUCAACAAGGCCUUGGGCUACGCGUACCUCGACAAGCGAGGCAGUCCGCUCUUGACCCGUGAUUACGCCUUAUCCUCCUCCUCCAUCCAGUACACCAUCGAGGCACGCUUCAUUGGGAAAAAGAACGACGGCAAGCUCAAUAUCGAGGACAUGCUCAACUACAAGGACAUGCACCGCCACUUCAUCAUCUCCGCUGCCACCAACUACCACCUCCGCUUUAUCCCCAACAUGGCCUACCAGAGCUCCCAGACCAAUCUCGAUUACGAAGAAUACUUGACCAACCUCAUCAAGAUCGAGUCCAAUUCGAAGAAGCAGUUGAAAAACUUGCAGAUUUCUAUCGAAAGGUUGCUCGGGAAGCUAGAGCACGAGAAGAAGAAGAUGGAGAGGCUGAGGCUCAGGGACGGUAAGGACGAGCCACACGUUUUGGACGGUUUAAAAGCCUCGCAGAUGUACAGCACCCCCUCCGGGUCCAACAUCUUCACCAUCGAGACGCCAGGCAGCUCGCGGGUCAUGUCGCCGGAGUUGUCCGCCUACAGCUCGCGUAACUUGAACCUCUACGAGGAGGAGUUUGAGGACUACUAUUCCGCGUACUUGGACGACGACUCGUUGAUCACGUCGCUUGCCACGUUUGAGAUGAAAAAGUUCCUCAGCAGCAAGAAGGGCUUGAUCAAGCUCACGUUUAAUAAAAUGGCAGGUGAGUAUAAUAAGAAGCACUAUACGGACAAGAUUCCGCCCGUGCCCUACAUGGUGGCCCCGCUCAUCUCCAAAAACAAUGUGUCUUCGGAAAUCCACAAGCGUUUUAAGGAAAAACUACGGUUGUUCAGUGACUACAAAUUCCUGAUUGAUUUGGAGUUCCAGCCAACGAGCGGUGCUGGCAGUUCUCUGGGAACCUCCACACCGACGUCGUCCAAUGAGAAGCCCCCACGGUUGGUCAGCUUCCAGGUGUCUUUGUUGGCAAUCACCGUGAAGUCUGAGAGACCAAUCCCGGUCAAGCUCAGCCCCGACUUCUUCCUCCCAGACAUCCACGUGAACGCUUCCAACGGCGCCUCCACGCCGCCUAUCGAGGUUAAUGACUUCAACAAAAAGUUGAAGGUUCGGUUUGCCGAGUAUAAGGAAAAGUUGACCGCGUACCAGGCGGUCGAGGGCUUGGACACUGCGUCGCACAUCCCAAAGACCUUGCUCGAGGAUGUGGACUCAAUUAUUGACUUGACCCACGCGGUGGACGAGAUUCCGAUCUUUGGGAUCAAUAACUACUCCUCUGGAAAGUGGGAAAGACACGUUUCCGGGGCGAUUAUCUCAUUACCAGCACAAAGCGGCCUAACGCACUCCAUCAGUGCCUGUCUCGACGACUCCAUGACCAAAAAAACGUGGCGUCGCAAGGUCCAGUUCACCCUUGACUUGGUCAGCUCCGUCAAGGAUUCUAUUGUGCCGUCGUUCCAGUCGUGUUUGAUAUCGCGGUUGUACUGCGUACGGGUCAAGGCCGUGUUUGACGGGAAUAAUCUGUCCUACAUCGACAUCCCGGUUGAUGUGUUGUAGUCACCAGGGUAGCACCGGGUCAGCAGUCCAUGCUUGUUUUGGGGUUGUUAGAAGUUAUGUUAACCAAAGUUUACAGAUUUUAGUUGAAGGUUCAUUGUAUAUGUUAGAUUAUAGCUACCUCCAAAUUGCGCAAACUCGAGAAGUGUGC
Messenger RNA from Babjeviella inositovora NRRL Y-12698, 2968 nucleotides. RefSeq lists its product as uncharacterized. Gene Ontology annotation, molecular function: ubiquitin-ubiquitin ligase activity. Bases 151 to 2820 code for a protein of 889 amino acids. The transcript has a single exon. Lineage: Eukaryota; Fungi; Ascomycota; Pichiomycetes; Serinales. Gene Ontology annotation, cellular component: ubiquitin ligase complex. Gene Ontology annotation, biological process: protein monoubiquitination; protein polyubiquitination. The record is from RefSeq and is a predicted model, not a curated record.